Molecule: messenger RNA, 2966 nt
Organism: Conger conger (European conger)
Lineage: Eukaryota; Metazoa; Chordata; Actinopteri; Anguilliformes; Congridae
Product: voltage-dependent L-type calcium channel subunit beta-4-like
Exons: 13
Coding region: 195-1484 (429 amino acids)
Biological process (GO): chemical synaptic transmission; regulation of voltage-gated calcium channel activity; neuromuscular junction development
Cellular component (GO): voltage-gated calcium channel complex
Molecular function (GO): protein binding; high voltage-gated calcium channel activity
Source: RefSeq, a predicted model, not a curated record
AUAAUGCCAGGGUUUCACUGCCUGUUGGGAUAACCUCACUGUCUUAUCAUGUGAAUCAACAGCCUUCAGGAAACGCAGAUUCCACCAGCAAACACAUGUAAACAUCUUCCCCAGUGGUUUAUCAAUUUCCUGGUGGUUGAUUCCUAUCCAUUUUUUAUUCAUUGGAGAGGUGUAUAUUGGAUUAUAAAAUCUCCAUGUACGACAAUUUGUAUCUGCAUGGAUUUGAAGACUCAGAGGCGGGCUCAGCGGACUCCUACACCAGCCGGCCGUCGGACUCGGACGUGUCCGUGGAGGAGGAGCAGGAGGGGAGCCGGCAGGACGCACAGCGGCAGGCUGCCCUGCAGCUGGAGAGGGCCAAGACAAAAGCAGUUGCAUUUGCGGUGAAGACCAAUGUCUAUUACUGUGGUGCCCUUGAUGUGGAUGUCCCUGUGCCAGGAACGGCAAUCUCCUUUGAUGCCAAGGACUUCCUGCACAUUAAAGAGAAGUACAGUAAUGAUUGGUGGAUUGGGAGGUUGGUGAAAGAAGGCAGUGAGAUUGGCUUCAUCCCCAGUCCUCUAAAACUGGAGAACAUAUGUAUCCUGAGAGAGCAGAAACAGGGCCGUCUUCAUGGCAAUAAGUCCAGUGGGAACUCCUCCUCCAGUCUGGGAGAGAUGGUUUCCAGCAAUGUCCGACCCAACCCCUCUUCCACAGGGAAACAGAAACAGAAAGUGGCCGAACUGAUCCCUCCCUACGACGUCGUCCCCACUAUGAGGCCUGUGGUUCUGGUCGGACCCUCUCUGAAGGGAUAUGAGGUGACAGACAUGAUGCAGAAAGCGCUUUUUGACUUCCUUAAGCACAGAUUUGAUGGCAGAAUAUCUAUAACCAGAGUCACUGCAGACAUAUCCCUAGCCAAGCGGUCAGUCCUGAACAACCCUAGCAAGAGGGCCAUCAUCGAACGGUCCAACACCAGGACCAGCAUAGCUGAAGUUCAGAGUGAAGUGGAAAGGAUUUUUGAGCUGGGCAGGUCCUUGCAGCUGGUCGUGUUGGAUGCUGACACCAUUAACCAUCCAGCCCAGUUAAUGAAGACGUCCUUAGCCCCCAUCCUGGUCCAUGUCAAAGUGUCCUCUCCAAAGGUCCUACAGCGCCUCAUUAAGUCCCGAGGGAAGUCCCAGAGCAAAUACCUGAAUGUGCAGCUGGUGGCAGCGGACAAGCUGGCACAGUGCCCACCGGACAUGUUUGACAUCAUCCUGGAUGAGAACCAGCUGGAGGACGCUUGUGAGCACCUGGCUGAGUAUAUGGAGGCGUACUGGCGCGCCACCCACACCUCCACCUGCACCCCCCUCAACCCGCUGCUGGGGCGCAACCUGGCCCCCACUGUGCUCACCCCCUACCCCGCUGCCCUGUCCGGGUUACAGGGCCAAAGAAUCAGAAGCAGCAAUCACACAGGAGGCCACUCCCCCAUCAAGCGUCGCAGCCUGAUGACGUCAAACGAGAACUACCAAUGAGAGAGCUCGCAACAGCCACACCCACAAAUCUCUGGCUCAUAAAAGGAUGAGUAGGUGCCAACCACACAGCUAUGACAAAGCCCACCCUGGCCCCUCCCGCAGGGACCACCUGUUUCUCUGGCUCUACCUGGCCCCUGCUAAAGCCAAGGAAAUGUUCCCUUCCCUGACUCCACCCAGCAGGGUAGCUCAUAGUAUUCUAUUCGCCUCUCGCUUUGAUGUGGGAUUCCUUAGGAAAACUGGAAAUUGGGAACUCAAAAUCAGUUAAAAAUUUACGAAAAGGAAAUGUCCGAUUUCAUUUUGGGGCACUGACCCAGUUUGGUAGUUUAGAGGGGGGCAGUUUGGCCCAAUGUGGUGAGGCAGAGAGGGGCAGUUUGGCCCGAGAUGGUGCUGUCUCUGACCCUCAGUGUCUUACAGGUGGGUCCUGCUCUGUAUCUUCACAGGGACUGCAGAUGAAAAGGAACAUUUCAGAUAACUCUGGUACGAUAUACUGGGUGCAUUAACAUCUAUGAUAUACACUGUCCAUGUCUAACUGUCAAAUAAAUAAAGAGAGAACUAAAUAAAUGUGCCAGCAGGACUGCCAACAUUCAUAAAUGGACCACAGUGCUUCUCCUGCACAUUUUCUAUAGCUGAGAGAUGUCUUUUUUCCCCUGGAUUUCAGGGGAGUCCACCACUUUAGUUAUACAUGUAUGGGUGCAGACAGAGCUCACACCAUCCAUGCCAGGACAAUGAAGUAGUCCUUUGCCUGCUCGGUAAUACUGUUAUGCAGAUGGACAGAUGUCUGUCUGGGAAGUAAUGCUAGUUCCUGAUUGGAUGGGAAUGGUUCGUGUGUAUCCAAGAAGUACAAAAUCUAGUAAAAUGUUGUCCAUAGGGACAUACACCAACUCUAAUUUUAUGAUUCUGUGCUUUUCAGCAGCUCACAUCUUUAUCCAGGUUAUCCAAGUGGUUCAAGACCAUUUUUAAAAAUGUAUAUUUGCAUAUUACCAUUCUAGUGUGUUUCAUAGUACUUCCAAACAUGUUGGUGAAUAUGUUUCCCCAAGUAUGUGAACAAAAGUCUUUGAAUCUGAAGAGAUUAAGGCUUGAAAGUCGGCACACACCAUAGCAGGUCCUCUUGAAUAUACUGUAAGGUGAUUGGCAUUUUGUUUAUUCUUGUAAUGCAGUUUACCAACAUUUAUGGUGCUGUUCAUAUUAUUGCACUGUAGAAAUAUAAGAAAGUGUGAGGUAACAUGGUCAUGUGCAGUGUUUUAAAGGUAACCAAGAAGAAGUGGAUGGUUAACUAUACAAGGCCUUGUGACCCUGUUUGGCAGUCCUGGUGUACCAAACUGAAUUUUAAAUCAUUUGCCUUGACUUAGCUGUUGACUUGCUUAGCUGUUGGCUUUGUUUCUUCCCUUAACACAGUUUACCCAAAGUUACCACAGUAUUCUUUAAAGGCAUGCUGCUAAAUGAAGAAGGAAGAACAAAUAAAAAUGUUAUUUACUAUGCAAA